AGGGUUUUGAGGGUUUUCUCACCUUUUACUGUUCCCUCGUCAAUUUCUUUGUUUGGCUGUUCUUUCUUCGCAUCCAAAGAUGAAGCUCGUCAGGUUUUUGAUGAAGUUAAACAAUGAAACUGUCUCAAUCGAGCUGAAGAAUGGGACUGUGGUCCAUGGAACCAUCACUGGUGUGGAUGUGAGCAUGAACACUCACUUGAAGACAGUGAAAAUGAGCCUGAAGGGGAAAAACCCAGUAACUAUCGAUCAUCUUAGCUUGAGGGGUAACAAUAUUCGCUACUACAUUCUUCCUGAUAGCUUGAACCUCGAGACUUUACUUGUGGAAGACACUCCUAGAGUUAAACCUAAGAAGCCUGUUGCUGGGAAGGCUGUUGGACGCGGCCGUGGCCGUGGUCGUGGGCGUGGUCGCGGCAGAGGUCGUUAGAUGUAUCAGUGCACUGGAAAAAGUUGAAGGUUUGUGAGUUAAAUUCUUAGGAGAAUGUACCGAGUUAUGUAUCUAGCAAUUCUGGCAAAGGAAAUAUUUGAUUAAGAAAUGGUAUGAUUGAUGCUAGUAAGGAGUUACUAUGUAAUGGAAUUCCAUGGAUAAUAAUAUUUAGCUUUACAU
Messenger RNA from Arabidopsis arenosa, 604 nucleotides. The record is from the annotation of a GenBank genome assembly. Lineage: Eukaryota; Viridiplantae; Streptophyta; Magnoliopsida; Brassicales; Brassicaceae.